Messenger RNA from Vespa velutina, 1885 nucleotides. RefSeq names its product odorant receptor 82a-like. Gene Ontology annotation, molecular function: odorant binding; olfactory receptor activity. The coding region runs from base 679 to 1689 and encodes 336 amino acids. Gene Ontology annotation, cellular component: plasma membrane. Gene Ontology annotation, biological process: sensory perception of smell; detection of chemical stimulus involved in sensory perception of smell. NCBI's taxonomy places the organism in Eukaryota, Metazoa, Arthropoda, Insecta, Hymenoptera, Vespidae. The transcript has 5 exons. The record is from RefSeq and is a predicted model, not a curated record.
CUCCGACAUCUUCGUCGUUCUUCAUUCGGUGGAGUGUAGAACAUCAGAGAGCAUAGUUAUAAAUAAAUAGAGAAUAAGAAUAGCAUAGGACGAUGCCAUCGAUCUAUCAACUUAUUUUAAUAGACCUAAUCUUAAGCAGUUGACGAAAGUUUGAUAUCUGCUCUAAGAGAAAAGCAAUUGUGAUUUAAAUCUAUUCUUACACAUGUCCUAUCAUUUAACAUAUGUUCAAAAUGCUACCCUACGUUGUAGCUAAAUCUUAUGGUAUCGGAUAUGCAAAUAUAUGGUAUGGAACAUGAUGUAGAAAAUGUCGAAGAAUAUAUGGUAAUUUAAAAGUUCGGAUAUCACUCUGUUUGAGUAGAGGUUGGAAGAGUCUAAUUUUAGUGUACUAGCAAAUGAUAGAUGUGCUUGUAUCGAUUGAAGAACGCUCGGAGAAUCGUUCCAGGAUAUUUCGUAGAUAAUAUUUUUUUCUAUUACUUUCGAAGAGAGUUAGAUGCACUCUUGUGACAAACAACGUUCUCGAUCGUUAUUGAUUGUUAAAUAGAAAAAAAAAAGAAAAGAAAUAAAGAAGAACGAUUUUAAUUUUUAAAUAUUUUUUAAUUGUGAGCACGCGUUUGAUAUGAAAUAAAAUCGUACAAAAUAUUUCAUCGUACAUAUAGUAAGAUUGCAUCACGAAUCAAUAUGAAUAGACAAUUAUUUGUUGCCCACGAAUACAACAAUCUUAUAAAACCUGUAAUGAUAACAACAAAAAUAAUGUCUGUUUGGCCAUUGGAUAAAGAUUCUACUAGAACGGCUGUAAUACUGAAAAAUUUACAUACAGUCGCUAUGUUUUUAAUGAUUAUAUCGUUAUCCACCGCUACCACAAUAGAGGUAAUAAACAACAUCGAUAAUUUAAACGAGGCAACUGAAUGUGCUCUUCUUUGUACUGCUUUUUAUCUCUCUGGAAUUAGACUCACGAUUUAUUUCUUAUAUCGCAAAGACAUGUCCUAUAUCGUUGAGACUAUGAGAACGGAUUGGAUUUUAGCAAGCUAUGAAGAUAUUCUCAUCUUAAGGGACAAAUGUUUAUUUACAUUUCGUCUAUCCAAAUACUUCAUAUUCACCGUAGUUAGCACCAUUUUUCUAUUUAUAUGCGCUCCUCUCGUAGAGGGAUAUAUCCAUGAUACAACUAUGAGGGUAUUACCCUUUCGUGGAUAUUUCUUUGUAAAUCAUACGAUUUCUCCAUUCUUCGAAAUAAUCUAUACUUUCAACAUUGUAUCAGGCUGUUUCUCAGCCACUACUAUAGCUGGUGCAACGAGUUUCAAUCUUGUCGUUGUUAUGCACGGAUCAGCAAAAUUCGCAAUCGUACAGAGAAGAUUAAAAAAUAUAAAAGGCAACGAUCAAAGUACAUACGCUGAACUUUCAGCCUGUGUAAAAAAUCAUCAGGAUGCUAUCACGUUCGCUGAUACGCUGGAGAGAGUUAUAAAUAUCUUGGCCUUAGGGCAAUUCGUUAUUAGUACCGGUUUGGUGUGCUUUGCAGGAUUUCAAGUCACUGAGAUGAUUCAAGAUAGAGGACGAUUCAUGAAAUAUACGGCUUUUUUGAACUCUGCAAUUCUGGAGCUUUUUCUAUUUAGUUUUAGCGGAAACAAAUUGAUUGAUGAGGUAAGCGUAUUAUCCUCACAUUAUUUACUUAUUUAUCGAAUUAAUAAAUAUUAACAAUAACGAAUUAAUUAAUAACUAUUAAUUAAUAUUAUAACUAUUGUAUCAUAAAUAUAGAGCGAGGCUGUAGGCUUAGCUGCUUAUGAAAGCGAAUGGUAUAAUAACAAUUUUGGCUUAACUGUACGAACGAUCAUCAUGCGAUGCAAAGUACCAUGCAAAAUAACAGCUGCAAAAUUUUAUAGUAUGUCACUUG